AUGGAUAGUCCGAAAAAGACAUCCACCCCAGGAGAUAUCACGAUCCGGACACACCGCCCGGGUGACAUGGGUUACAUCACUCAUCGACACGGAACAAUCUACUGCAAAGAAUUCGGCUUUAGCGAGCGCUUCGAAGCUUACGUCGGCAAGAUUACGUCAGACUUCUUACUCAACUACGACCCUCUCAUGGAGCGGUGCUGGCUCGCCGAGAGAGACGGGGCGUUUCUUGGGUGCAUCAUGCUCAUCAAAGACCGAGAAGCACCGGCGAACGCGAGACUGCGAUGCUUCCUGGUGGAAGAAGCUGCUCGAGGGUCUGGGCUGGGAACCAGGCUAAUCAAGCUCUGCAUCGACAUGGCAAGGGAGAUUGGGUACGAGCGUAUUGCGUUGUCGACUGACAAGUUGAUGGCCACUGCCCGUCGACUGUACACUAGUUUCGGAUUCGAGUUGAAGGCUACCAAGGAACACGAAGACUGGGGAGAGAGACAGGUGGGCGAAAUUUGGGAAAUGAGAUUGCGUUGA
Messenger RNA from Colletotrichum destructivum, 519 nucleotides. RefSeq names its product Putative GNAT domain, acyl-CoA N-acyltransferase. Gene Ontology annotation, molecular function: N-acetyltransferase activity. The record is from RefSeq and is a predicted model, not a curated record. Bases 1 to 519 code for a protein of 172 amino acids. The transcript has a single exon. NCBI's taxonomy places the organism in Eukaryota, Fungi, Ascomycota, Sordariomycetes, Glomerellales, Glomerellaceae.